Molecule: messenger RNA, 1218 nt
Organism: Nelumbo nucifera (sacred lotus)
Lineage: Eukaryota; Viridiplantae; Streptophyta; Magnoliopsida; Proteales; Nelumbonaceae
Product: sec14 cytosolic factor-like
Source: RefSeq, a predicted model, not a curated record
GGGCUAAACAGUCCUCCCAAAAACAUAAUGGAAAGGGAAAUGCUAGCCAUACAGUAAUGUCCUUGACGUACCUGCUACCGACUCCUAACCACGGCCACGAUAACAAACUUCUAUGGCUAACAGUCAUCUUUCCCCAUUUAGAAGAAGAAAAACUUCUUUUCAAACCAGUCGCUGUUAAAUCACUCUUUAUUUCUGUUGUACCUUCUAUUUUCUGCCUUGAACAGUCAAAAGGAGCCCUCAUCCCCUCUCUCUCUCUCUCUCCCCCUCUUUCUCUGGUCCCGUUCCGAGUUGAUUCAUAACCUUCUCUCUAAUCCAGAUGGAGAAGCAUCAAGAAACUGCAGUCUCCCAGAUGAGGAAAUCAGUGGAGAAGCUUGGAUCAUCAACCCAGAACUAUGGAGCUCCAACACUCUUGAGGUUCUUGAUUGCAAGGAGAAUGGACCCAGAAAAAGCAGCCAAGAUGUUCGUCCAGUGGCAGAAUUGGAGAGCCGAAUUCGUUCCUCUGGGCUUCAUCCCUGAAUCUGAAAUACCAGAUGAGUUGAAUGCUCGAAAGAUUUAUUUGCAGGGUCUCUCUAAAGAUGGACACCCGGUCUUGAUCAUCAAAGCAAGCAAGCAUUUACCUUCCAAAGAUCAUCUCCAGCUCAAGAGAUUCGUGGUACACUUGCUUGACAAAACUAUUGCAAGUUCUAUCAGAGGAAGAGAAAUAGGGAAUGAGAAAUUAAUCGGGAUUCUUGAUUUGCAACAAAUUACAGUUAAAAACAUUGAUGCUCGUGCUUUAAUUACUGGAUUUCAGUUUUUGCAGUCUUACUAUCCAGAACGGUUGGCAAAGUUGUUCCUUUUAAGUAUGCCCUGGUUCUUUGUCAGUAUUUGGAGGAUGGUUUCUUGCUUCCUAGAGAAGGCAACACUUGAAAAGAUUGUCAUUGUCACCAAUGAAAAGGAGCGGAAAGCUUUUAUAAUGGAAAUUGGGGAGGAUACCUUGCCAGAAGAGUAUGGUGGGAAAGCAAAACUUGUAGCUCUCCAGGAUGUUAAAUUGAGCCAUUCUCCAUCCCAGAAUUAAAUAUACAUAUUUUAGAAUUUCCUCCGUUUCUAAUUGCAUUAUAAUAAUGACACAAUGGUAAGGGCAAAUUAAAUAAAUUUCAACAAUUUCCAUAACCCUUAAAUUUCUUCUAGUUAUGUAACACUUGUACUUGAGAAAGGUUAAUAUGCUUCAGAUGUAUUAGA